AAGAGCAAAAGAAGAAAAAGAAAAAGAACGAGCCAGCGAGUCGUGCUGGGAGCCCGCGGGGAAGUGACUUUCGCACGUUUCCGGCCUGCCUGUCUGUCCGCGUCCGUCCGUCCGGUGGUGAGCCACCCCCGGCCCGGCCCGCACGGCCCUCCUCCGUACGCCUCCGCGCCGCGUGGCAGCUCCGCGCCCCGCCGGCCGCACCACGUGUCCGGCUGCCCUUCGCCGGCACCCGCAAAGAUUUAGUUUCCCCCUUCCCGGGCCGCUGUAAUUGUAAACCGCCGGGAGCCCGGGGCCUAUAUUUAUCGAGAAACGCGUGUCCCCAAGGCCGCCGUGAGCGCAGCAUCUGUCUGCCUCUUGAAUUUUUUUUUUUGGUCGCCCCCCUUUGCAAGGGGAGUUUCCAACUUUAAUUUUUAUUUUUAAGCUCCAGCCUAGGACAGCUGGAGAGUACAAACUCCAGGGGAGGGCCCUAUUGUUUUUUUGAAAGCCUUUUGUCUUGGGGCUCUUGCGGUUCCGUGCAAGUCGUCCCCGCAACUCGCGUCCUGCUCCAGCCUCUGCCGGCGUCGCUGGUGCCACCUGUGCGCUGCGGCGCGGGCCACGGCUCCUCGGAGCCCCUUUUGUCCUGCAGUGGGUCCUGUGAGAAGUCCUCCUGGCGGGGCUCGGGGUGGUGGGGGGUGGGGAGAUGAACGCUGCGGCCAGCAGCUACCCCAUGGCCUCCUUGUACGUGGGCGACCUGCACUCGGAUGUCACCGAAGCCAUGCUGUAUGAAAAGUUCAGUCCUGCGGGGCCUGUGCUGUCCAUCCGGGUCUGCCGCGAUAUGAUCACCCGCCGCUCUCUGGGUUAUGCCUACGUCAACUUCCAGCAGCCAGCUGACGCUGAGAGAGCCUUGGACACCAUGAACUUUGAUGUGAUUAAGGGGAAACCAAUCCGGAUCAUGUGGUCUCAGAGGGAUCCCUCUCUGAGAAAGUCUGGUGUGGGAAAUGUCUUCAUCAAGAACCUGGACAAAUCUAUAGACAACAAGGCACUUUAUGAUACUUUUUCAGCCUUUGGAAACAUCCUGUCCUGUAAGGUGGUCUGUGACGAGAACGGUUCUAAGGGUUAUGCCUUUGUCCACUUCGAGACCCAAGAGGCUGCCGACAAGGCCAUCGAGAAGAUGAAUGGCAUGCUCCUCAAUGACCGCAAAGUGUUUGUGGGCAGGUUUAAGUCUCGUAAAGAACGUGAAGCUGAGCUUGGAGCCAAGGCCAAGGAAUUCACCAAUGUUUAUAUAAAAAACUUUGGGGAAGAAGUGGAUGAUGAUAAUCUGAAAGAGCUAUUCAGCCAGUUUGGUAAAACCCUAAGUGUCAAGGUGAUGAGAGACCCCAGUGGGAAAUCCAAAGGCUUUGGCUUUGUAAGUUACGAGAAACACGAGGAUGCCAAUAAGGCUGUGGAAGAAAUGAAUGGAAAAGAAAUGAGUGGGAAAGCCAUAUUUGUAGGCCGUGCACAGAAAAAAGUUGAACGUCAGGCUGAACUAAAACGGAAAUUUGAGCAGCUGAAGCAGGAGCGAAUUAGUCGGUACCAGGGAGUGAAUCUCUACAUUAAGAACCUGGAUGACACCAUUGACGAUGAGAAAUUGAGGAAAGAGUUUUCUCCUUUUGGCUCCAUCACCAGCGCUAAGGUGAUGCUAGAAGAUGGAAGGAGCAAAGGGUUUGGCUUUGUCUGCUUCUCCUCUCCUGAAGAGGCUACCAAAGCAGUCACGGAGAUGAACGGGCGAAUUGUGGGCUCCAAGCCGCUCUAUGUCGCCCUGGCCCAGAGGAAGGAAGAGCGGAAAGCCCACCUGACCAACCAGUACAUGCAGCGGGUGGCCGGCAUGAGGGCGCUCCCGGCCAGUGCCAUCUUGAAUCAGUUCCAGCCUGCGGCCGGGGGCUACUUUGUGCCCGCGGUUCCACAGGCUCAGGGAAGACCUCCAUAUUACACAUCUAACCAGCUAGCACAGAUGAGGCCUAAGCCACGCUGGCAGCAAGGCGGAAGACCUCAAGGCUUCCAAGGAAUGCCAAGUGCUAUACGGCAGUCUGGGCCUCAUCCAGUUCUUCACCAUCUGGCUCCAUCUGGUAAUGCUCCGGCCUCUCGUGGUCUUCCUACUUCCACUCAGAGAGUCGGCGUUCCUGCAGCUGUGCCGAGCCUUGCACCUCGCGCUGCAGUUGCUGCUGCUCCCAGGGCUGUGGCUCCGUACAAAUACGCCUCCAGUGUCCGCAGCCCGCACCCCGCCAUUCCGCCACUGCAGGCACCACAGCCCGCAGUUCAUGUCCAGGGGCAGGAGCCGCUGACUGCCUCAAUGUUGGCUGCAGCACCCCCCCAGGAACAGAAGCAGAUGCUGGGGGAGGGUUUGUUCCCACUUAUCCAAACAAUGCAUUCAAAUCUGGCUGGAAAGAUCACAGGGAUGCUGCUGGAAGUUGACAACUCGGAGCUGCUCCACAUGCUGUGGUCCCCUGAGUCUCUCCGGUCCAAGGUGAGCUGCUUUUCCAGGCCCUGUGGCAUCAGGGCUCAGCUUCAGGGAAUGGGGGUGGGGGCCUUAGAGAAUGCUGGCUUCUGGUCUGUUUAGGCAAAGGUCUGUUGCCCCUGUGACCCUCAGUGCCUCUUGUGGAAUGUGGGCUACUGCUGAAGGUGCCAGCUGUCCAGCACCAGGGCAAACCAGGGACCCUCUACUCAUCCACUGGGUCUGGGUGCCGGGGAGACAGGCAGACGCUCUCCUCCGUCA
Molecule: messenger RNA, 2731 nt
Organism: Onychomys torridus (southern grasshopper mouse)
Lineage: Eukaryota; Metazoa; Chordata; Mammalia; Rodentia; Cricetidae
Gene: Pabpc4
Product: poly(A) binding protein cytoplasmic 4
Exons: 13
Coding region: 680-2575 (631 amino acids)
Cellular component (GO): ribonucleoprotein complex
Molecular function (GO): RNA binding
Source: RefSeq, a predicted model, not a curated record